Messenger RNA from Sardina pilchardus (European sardine), 2772 nucleotides. It is a transcript of the gene exoc4, whose product is annotated as exocyst complex component 4. The record is from RefSeq and is a predicted model, not a curated record. Gene Ontology annotation, cellular component: synapse; exocyst; growth cone membrane. Gene Ontology annotation, biological process: exocytosis; Golgi to plasma membrane transport; chemical synaptic transmission. Lineage: Eukaryota; Metazoa; Chordata; Actinopteri; Clupeiformes; Clupeidae.
AGUGCACUGUUUCCAUUACCUCAUUCCCUUGGCCAAGCAGGGCAACUAUGCCAUCGUGGCCAAUGUGGAGAGCAUGGACUACGACCCGCUGGUGGUCAAGCUCAACAAGGACAUCAGCGCCAUCGAGGAGGUGAUGGCCGCCAGCCUGCAGCAGCACAAGUUCCAGUACAUCUUCGAGGGGCUUGGUCACCUGAUCUCCUGCAUCCUCAUCAACGGGGCGCAGUACUUCAAGCGCAUCAGCGAGUCGGGCAUCAAGAAGAUGUGCCGCAACAUCUUCGUCCUCCAGCAGAACCUCACCAACAUCACCAUGUCCCGUGAGGCCGACCUGGACUUCGCCAGGCAGUACUACGAGAUGCUCUACAACACGCCGGACGAGCUGCUGAACCUGGUGGUGGACCAGGGCGUGCGCUACACCGAGCUGGAGUACACCAACGCGCUGAGCCUGCUGCACCGCAGCCAGACGGGCGUGGGCGAGCUGACCGUCCAGAACGUGCGGCUGCAGCGCCUCAAGGAGCUCAUCUGCGAGCAGGCGGCCAUCAAGCAGGCCACCAAGGACAAGAAGAUCACCACCGUCUGACCCCACCGCCGUGGACGUGGGCACCACCAAAGAUUCUAGAACAGCUCUGUUCUAGAAUCUUUGGGCACCACUGGGGUGGGGGGGGGGGGGGGGGGGGGGGGUGGAGGGGGUAGAGGCCCCCCCACACAGAGGAUGGACUGAUGGAUGAAUAAAAUGGAUGGGAUGUGUUUAGUAAUGCUUUAUAAUUAUAACCCUCAAAUACACACAAGUAGAAACUCACUGCUUUAACAGAGUCAGCAAGUUACUGAAACCCGGAUCUCCUCUCCUCUCUCUCUUUCUUUCUUUCUUUCUUUCUUUCUUUCUUUCUUUUUUACACUUUUAUUUAUCCAACUACAGCUCAUCACACUCUCUUCCGAUAAUGCCUUUUCAUGUGGUUUUCUGACUUCUGGUGUUUGUUUGUUUGUUUGUUUGUUCGUACGGUUUAUUUAUGCAUUAACACAGCCAACCGGAAAGUACCUUUCUCAUCUGAUGUGCAUCUAGUGACUUUGUACUGCACCUACCGCUUCUCUAAUAAGAAGGCCUGAAGAUACAAACAAACACACACACACACACACACACACACACACACACUCACAUGCACACAUACACAUACACACACUAAUUCGAUAAAUCCUUAGAUCAUGCUCCUCUGGACUGGGCUUCACCUUGUAGUACCGGGGGACAGUAUGUCUCUGGCUUGGGGCCAUUUUCAUCUCAUUUUCUCUGUAAUAUCACAGCGGUGUGCGUCUGUAUCACUCCCUCCUCGCUAUCUCUCGGUCGGCACCCGUGCCCAGAAUAGCCAACGCUAGAUUAGAACCAUUUGAAUGAUUAUCAGGUGAAUGGAAUCUUCUCAGCCUCACUUUUCUUUUUUCAUUGUUGUUAUUGUUGUUGGUUUUGAUUUUCUCCGCACCCUGAAGAUGAGCUAACGGAAAUAGCCACACACUCGUUUUUAACCGCAGAUUCUGUUUUUUUUUUUAUUCUCUCGCUCACAUGAUUUUACUACCUCUACUUUGUUUCCGGCAAUUUCCUAAUCUUCUUCAUUUCACCCUGUAGUUUACAGCUGAGGCAGUGGGGAGGGGUGGGAGAGGAGACCUGAUCCGUAACGGCUCCCAGUGCUGACCACUGCUGCAUAGAGGCUCAUUUGGGAUGCAAGAGCCGGCCUCUCUGCAGCGUAAACACAGUUCAUACAAGGAUGGCUUUACAAAAUGGAUGCUUGCGAAUUCACCUUCAACUGUAAUUUUGGGACCUCCCUUAAAAGCCACCGCAUCCCCCACGUUCAGGCAGAUGCCGAGGCAAAUGCACACACACACUCCAGCACAGAGGCACGAAUGAUUUGUCUCUGGUGCUACCCUGACAUGUUUUAGUUCAUUAAGCGUUGAGAAAAGUGCUUAAGAAAAGACCGAAAAAAAUGGAAGGAUGGAUAGAAUAGAAGAAAGAGAGCCUCGUCAGGAGAUGGAAGAAAGAAGAAAAAACACAGGCAGGAGGCAGAGACGCUUUUCCCCACAAAGUGCCGGAAUGAUCCAUCAUAAUGACUCAGCCCCCGAAAUCAAUGAGGGAGUAGGGCCAGCCAUAGGGAUUAGCGAGAGGCAAACAAUCUUUCAUUUCUGUCGCUGAUUUCAAUCUUGAGGAGAGCGUUCUACAGCUGACAAGCCAGGUUGAGGAUUUUGGUUGUUGGCAAACUAAGGGGCAGAUAGAGCAACGUGUGAGGUGUGAAAAGAGUAUGACUGUGCCAAGCCUUUGACCCUGAACAUAAGCAGCCUCACUGGGUAAGGGUAAGAGUAGCCUAGGCAAAGGCCCAAAGGGAGGGCUAUGAGGGAGGCUGCUUCCUGAUAUAGCACAUGUACGUGUCAAACAAAGGCUCUGUAUGCAUUAAUAUUCUUUCUAUAUUUUCUCUUUUUUUGUUGUUGAUCUUUUGUGUAAACAUUACUUACAGAACCACAUUUUUGUUUUGCACAACACUAAUUAGGACGUCCAUUGAAUUUGUUUUUAUGAAUAUAUGAAUGUACUUCUUGUGUGCCUGUGUGGUGCAGGAUUAAUUAAAAAGGAUUAUUUUGAACCUUGAAAUCAACAUAAUAUCCUGGAUGAGAUCACCUGGAGAAUGCCCUGUGAAUGAAUCCCAAGCCUAGCUGAUAACACUGAAUUCUGGAAGUUACUGAUUUGCCAAUCCAUGUUGGUGUAAAAGAAUAAAACAGCAACAAUAAACAAUGAGAUGACAA